CAUCAUCUGCUCAGAGGCACUGAUAAAAAGGAUCCAAAAGAUCUUAUAGACACAAGCAUUGUGAAAUUGCUUCUUGAGAACUUUUGCAAAGCUGUUCUAAAGAAAGCAACAAAGGAAUCUUCAAAAACAACAGUUGAUCCGGGGGUAAUGAGCUUGUUGUUCAACACCCUAAACUUUACAAUAUGCAUUUGCCGGAUUGUGCAGGAAUCGACAGAGGCAUCUGAAGAAGAAAAAGUAGGAUUUGAUGAAGAACACAUGCUUUCCCUACAGUGUCACUAUGGAAACAUUUCUGACCUGUACCUAAUUCCAGCCACUGUCAUUCUUAUACCUUUCAUAAAAGUUUCAAGAAUUUUUGCAAGUUUCUUCCACUUACUUUCGUUGCUAUUGGAAGAUGUCAAUGGUGCUGUCUUCGCAAAGAAGUUAUGCGAGGCAUCGUUCAUUCGAAUGGCAUCAGAGAUCAAAUGCAGGCUCUUAGCUGAACAGAACAAUGAAUUCAGCAUUUCUCAUAUUCAUCAGUUUCUUGUGAAUCUUGCAAAUAAACUAGAUGGCUCUAACAAACAAAUGUCUCUUGGGGCAAUCAUGGAGAAAACACUUUCUUUUUUAAAUCCCCCGCCAAGAGAAUGGUAUCUUUACUUUGGAAGGAGCUCGUCAAAUGCCGAUGUGAAUAUUGUAUUGCCUGUCAGAACAGCUUGUCUUUCCUUACUUUACUUAUCAACAAGGUUUGCAGAUGAGCCAAUCUGGAAACCAGAGACAAUCAUCAAAAGCAUCGCAAACUGUUUGUUGACUGAUUGCUCUUUUGAAGACGAUGUCACAUACCGUAACUUGUUUUAUCUAUGGUCAUAUGCCAAAGCUAAGUUUCAAAAUGAAGACCAAGAUAUACAUGAAGGAGAAAAAAGGCUUUUGUCUAUACUUGACCGAAUGAUAGAAGUCAAUGAUAUGUUUAUCAACGAAAAGUGUUUCAUAAUUUGGGUACUGACAGCAUCUGAAAGUAAGAAAGUAAAACAAUGGGUGUUAACUGAAGUAUUUUCCAGCUUAAUGCCAAAUUCAGGGGACUCGACAAAUAUCACUUUCAGUCGCACUCUUGAUAUACUUGCCUCGUUUGAGGCCAACGCAGACUUCUAUGUCACUUGCACAAACAUUGUGACAUAUCAAAAAGGCGAUAUUGUUGCACACGCAGUAAAAGUGAUGUCUCAUAUGAUCCAAAAUGGCUCUGAGGUUGACUUUGUUCCAUCCCUAAAAGAUGCGAUCGCCAAACAAAUAUUCUCGAAUGGAAGCGAUCUCGAUCACGUCAAUGUAACAGCACUGUUGACGAUAUAUAGCAAUCUUCUUACGAGAGACAUUGAUAAAAUUCAUGAUGGGGACCUUAAAUUUUCAAGCAUGGUCUGUCGGCUUUUUAUUGAAAAUCCAUAUCCCCAAAUUCGCAUUGGAGCUCUAAAUUUCUUGAAUCAGUUUCUAAGUUCUAUUGGAAAACAUGGCUAUUUAUUCCAUGCAGCUGUCAUAUGCAAAGAAAUCUUCAUCAAGGAAAUAGUUUCCCUUUUGCCAAGAAGUUUAACAUUUGCUGGAGAAUCUUUCGAGAAACUGGCUUCAGUAAGCCUUAUACUUAUGUCUCAACUAGUAAUGCUAAUUUCAUCUCAAAAUAUUGAAACGAUUCCCAUUCAAACAGUUGAGUUGAAUAAAGAACUUCUGCUCAGCGGAGUCACCUGUAAAGAAUCCCCGUUGCUGCUGAAUGCUUGUUUGCUAUUCUGGCGCAAUUUUCUUAGCACAAACAAAUCGGAAAUUGGAUUUCUAAAACACAACGGUCUUCCCUUUAAACUAAAUAACGAUGAAAUGAGAACAUUAUUGGCUCACAGUCAGAACUUGAUCUUUUGUGAAGAAAGGUUGACUAAAGAAAUGGGUUCCAGAUGUCUUCUCUCCAUCUUGAAACUGUUACGCACAACAUUACCUGAUUUCAGAAGCCCAUGGAAUAUAUUUAUUCUAGAACACUGCAUCAAAAAUUUAACAAAUGCUUCCGAGAAAGAAGUUUGCAUUCAACUUCUUCAGCAGCUAUUAGAUCAAGGAAUCCAACCACAAAAUAGAAAGACUCUAAUUUCUUCAAUAAUGAAAAUUCUGAACAACCAUCCUCUUGGAGGUCAAGCGUACGAAAUAGCUCUAAUGAAAAUCGUUUUCUUUCUUGUGGAUCAAAACUGCCUUUCAGAUGAGGAAAAAGAUUGCGUUAACUGUUACUUACACAGGCUAGAAGAUUGUUUAAAUGGAUUCAUUGCAACCAAAUCGCUUGGAGUGAGAAAUGAAACUCAUACACACUAUAGUAUAAUGAAUGGAGUUAUGUUUCCAUUAAGGAAUGAAGCUGGACUCAAUCUUAAGACGUUCUUACCAAGAAUCGUGAAAUAUAGAGAAAAAGUGACGAAACGUGACAACUAAUGACAGCAGUGAUGUCUGAUUGGACAAAUUUAUUUCCAAGUAAUAUCUAUGCCCUUAACAAUAUACUUUGUACAUAGUGUUAAGGAAACAUUUGAACAUUCAUAUUGCCUUCUAUCUUUCUAAAGUUAAGACUGUAGAACAAAUGAAGAUCUCUAUUUGUUAUGUACAUAGAUCGUCUAUGCUAAAAUUGUCUAUAAUGAGUAAAAUGUUGUGUAAAGUCGAUGCAAUUCAUUUACGUA
Messenger RNA from Rhopilema esculentum, 2657 nucleotides. RefSeq lists its product as uncharacterized. NCBI's taxonomy places the organism in Eukaryota, Metazoa, Cnidaria, Scyphozoa, Rhizostomeae, Rhizostomatidae. Gene Ontology annotation, biological process: meiosis I. The record is from RefSeq and is a predicted model, not a curated record.